Camponotus floridanus (Florida carpenter ant) is the source of this 2777-nucleotide messenger RNA. It is a transcript of the gene GCS2beta, whose product is annotated as glucosidase 2 subunit beta. Gene Ontology annotation, cellular component: glucosidase II complex. The coding region runs from base 172 to 1779 and encodes 535 amino acids. The record is from RefSeq and is a predicted model, not a curated record. Gene Ontology annotation, biological process: N-glycan processing. Gene Ontology annotation, molecular function: calcium ion binding; protein binding. The transcript is spliced from 2 exons. Lineage: Eukaryota; Metazoa; Arthropoda; Insecta; Hymenoptera; Formicidae.
ACUAAUUGUGUUAUCUAGGCGCAAUCAAAGGAGAAGGACGAACGUGCCAGGUGAGUCGUGUCAGGUUCGUGUUCGAACCUCAAAGAAAAGGAUUCCCGCUCCUGUAAUUCGCUCGAGUGAGCGACGUGAGUGAGUGACGUGACUUAAAGAGACCUCUCCUCGAACUAGAGGAUGGACAAUCACCGUCAGACAUCGCUGAUGCUCGCAAUGUUGGCGAGCCUCCUCCUCCUCUUCUUGGCCACGCCGGGCCACGUAGCCGGUUCAGAGGUCUUACAGAUUCGCGGGAUACCGGUGAUAAAGAACCCAUUAUAUCGUCCGGACCGCGACUUCGAAUGCCUGGACGGUAGCAAAUUAAUACCCUUCACGUGGGUCAAUGAUGAUUACUGCGACUGCGGGGAUGGUAGCGAUGAGCCCGGGACGACAGCGUGUGCCAACGGCUGGUUCUACUGCGACAAUGUUGGACAUAAACAGGUCUACAUACCGUCGUCAUGGGUCAACGACGGCGUGUGCGACUGUUGUGACACGAGCGACGAAUAUGCUUCCAGGGUAGAAUGUGUCAACAACUGCAGCGAGUUGGGCCGAGAGGCCCGAUUGGAGCAGCAGAAGGCGGAACAGUUGGCGCGAGAGGGUAACAAGCUGCGCGUGGAGUUAGCAGCGAAAGGCAAAACAAUGAAGGCAGAGCAUCAAUCGCGUUUGGCGAAGCUAAGAGUGGACUAUCAAGAGGCAGAAUUAUUGAAGAGGGAGAAGGAGAUAUUGAAGACACAGGCAGAGGAACGGGAGAGCGUGGCAUUGGAAAAGUAUAAACCCGUCGAGCCGGAGCAACAAUCGGCAACAGAAGAGAGUCCUGGAGAGGAAGAAGAGAAAUUAAGUACCCCUGAAGCGGAAGAUUAUUUUAAGAUAUUAGAUUCAGAUUCCAGUGGUACAGUAACAGUGGCAGAAUUGCAAACCAGGGCUACAUUCGAUAAAAAUAGAGAUGGGGCUGUGUCGGAAGAAGAAGCACUAUAUUUUCUCACUGAUAAGAAGGAAGUCACUCUGCAAGAAUUUGUAGAUACCGCGUGGGCAAACAUAAAACCUUACUUAAUGUUGGAGCAAGGUAUGUUUAAAGCUGCAGAAAAUAAAAAAGAGGCUGACGAGCAACAAUCUUUGGAUGAUUCGGAUCAUGAGAAGGAAGAAGAUGAAGAGGGAGAAAUUACCGACAUAGAAGAAGAGGGAACUGUCCCUGAAGAGGAACAGGAACAGGAACAGGAAAAUGAACCACAGGAACCAGAAGUCCAAUAUGACGAAGAAACACAAGCACUCGUUGACGAGGCUAACAAUGCUCGUGAACGUUUUCAAGAAACCGUGAAAGCUAUCAAUGAAUUGGAAUCAGAGAUUAGACAGCUGGAGGAAAAACUUGAACGCGAUUACGGGCCACAAGAAGAAUUCGCGUCGCUUGAUGGCGAAUGCUUCGAAUACACUGAUCUAGAAUACAUCUACAAGUUGUGUUUAUUCGGUAAAACCUCACAGAAAUCUAAAUCUGGCGGUAGUGACGUUACUUUGGGUCAUUGGUAUGAUUGGGUAGGAACAGCCGCUAACAAAUACACCAAAAUGAAGUACGAUCGUGGUCUCACUUGCUGGAACGGUCCGGCACGUUCUACCAUUGUCACCUUGUCGUGCGGAACGGAGAACAAGCUCAUCUCGGUGACGGAACCAAGUCGUUGCGAAUACGCGAUGGAAUUCUCCACUCCAGCACUCUGCAAUCCCAGUUCGGACACCACGGACAAGCACGAUGAACUAUGAAGUCAUUGCUUCAUUAGUAAAACAAUAAAAGCGCGCGCACGUGGUCAGUCGCACGUACAAUGUGAAUCGUCAAGCACUUACGCUCUUCGCGGAUUGCGAGACGUGUUGCAAAGAUCGAGAAAGCAACGUUGGACAAAUUCGCAAAUAUUUCCACAAUGCAGUCGCAAGUAAUAAUAUAACUAGUAAGUUUUAUAUUUUCUCUAAUUUUUGAUUCGUCCUGAAUUGAAAUAUAUAAUACAUUACACGAUUUUUUUUCCAUAACAUAGUUAGUGAAAAUUACUUAAGCAUUUAUGGGUGUAAGUUCACAAAAGAUGUCAACCGUGUAUAGUGCUUUAAUAUCAGUACUUUAUAUAAAUACAAGAUAAAAUUGUAAUAAGAAUGAAACAUUAUUAACUUCUAGAAUCUAGUCAUGUAUUGGAUCGAUCAAAAAAUCGAUCACUUUUUUUAUAUCGCAUUUAUGUACAUUAAAUUAUAAACUAGUGGAAAUCAUUAUAUAAAAACCGAUGUAUGUGUAUAUGUGAUACACUUUAUCUUUGGAUUAUGUUAAUUUACACACACAUUAUAGUCGGAAAUUGAUAAAAAAAAGAAAGAAACUUUUGGCAAAUGUGAUACAAUACAUGACGGAUUAUUUAAUGUUUAAAUAUUUUUUUGAAAUGAAAAAAUAAUAUUGUAUUAAUUAGAAGAGUAUAUCUUUUUUUGUUCAAAUACACUACUGUGUAUAUAAACUACAACGUUACGAUCGCGAUCACUUAUUCAUCACUGCAUCCGAAGAGUCCGUUGACUCAGUAUUGAACGAAAAGUUGAUUAAUAAUUGUAAGAUAAUUAAUUCUUAAAUCUUAUCUUGUUCCGACAUCGAUAAAGAGAUCAUUACUAUGUGCAAAGCUAUUGUAUUAAAACUGACUGUUACAUUCCUCUUUUUGUACAUGGAGAAGUUUUUAUGUGAUCUAAAAAUAAAAUUGAGAUCACGGCUAAGUGCCAGUGAUGAAACAUACUUUAUA